CUUUUCGUGCGGAGGUACGGCAACAUUGUGGGAAUGUGGCAACAUUCACCAAUCUUUUAUUUUGACAACAUAACCUCAUUCUUCCCGUCCUCUCCUUUUUGUGUUUUGAAGGUUUUGAAGUUUUGAUAGUUUUGUUUUGUGUCGCUGUUUUUGUCUUAUAAAAAGUAGUUAAGACUUUUAACCGUUAAUUUUAAUGCAACGAAUUCAUUCUACGUGCAUAUUUCUUCUACUUUCUUUUUUUUUCUUUUUCAUUUUUUGUUGAAUUUUUUGCGUGUUUCCAAUCGCUGUCCAGAUCAACAUUAUCUAAGCGAUGAUGAUCUCAAGGCAGACUUUUUAGGUUCCAUAGUUGAAUCGGCACUUAAUUCCUUCUGACUAUGACCGACGUAUACAGUUAUUAUUGUUGCUUCGUGCCCAGCUGUGCAAACACCAGUAGCACAGCACCUGGCAAAAUUUUUAUCACUGUUCCGAAGAAGGAAGAGCAAAGAAAAGCUUGGAGCGAAGCUGCAAGAUUGCAUAAACCUUUAUCUGAAAAAUGCAACUACUACUGCUGCGAUGAUCACUUCAAUCUUGCUGAAGAUGUAGCAAAUUGGAGCCAAUAUAUAUUUUUCAAACAGCAAGGAUUAAGGCUAAGAAUAAGAUUGAAGCCAAAUGUUGUGCCUCACAUUUUUCGGCAUCAGUUUCUACCCAAGGAGUCUCCCCUCAUUGCAGGUGUCAAUGAAGCACGCCAAUGUUUUGACAAUGCACCUUCGAUCUCUCGUAUCAUAAAUCAUGAGAGUGUGAGAGUCAAAAAUGAAGCUUCAGCAAUUACUGAAGAUUCCUGUUCUGAAAACGAUACAAAUGAUGCUUCAGACCUGAAUGAGGUUUCCUCAGCCAACAUUAAGGAGGAGGAAGAGAGUGUUGAGGCUAAUCCUGUGACCGAAUCAACAACAGGAGAUUCUGCUGUUGAAAAUGAUACAAAUAUCAUGUCAGACUUUAACAAGACUUCCUGCUCUUCAACUGUGAAGAAAAAAAUGGUGAUAGUCCGGAUGAAGCCAGGAGAAAAUAAAGUCUUAGAUCAAUAUUCGGGAGUAAAUGAGCAACCAAAAACCAAGAAACGGAAAAUGCGAGGCGCAACUUGAUUUCGAUGUUAAUAAACAAACUUUAAUGUUGAAAAAAUUAAUAUCAAAAGAGGCAUCGAUUUCCAGAGCACCUGUAACUCAGAUUGAUUUGAUACCAACAUAGCUAUCAAGAUUUAGCUAUUUUGGGUAUGGAGAAAGAAGAAAACCGAUGAUACGUGAAAAUAUCAUAAGUUUGGUCUUUAUUUUAGUUUUUGGAAUGAGCCGUUAUGAAAAGUUUUGAGAUAGGAGGAGAUGAGACACUAUCAUCUCUCUUGAUCCCAUAUCCUGCUUUUUAGUCACAUGCUCCCAAAUAGUCUGAUCUUACCUUUGAAAAGUUUAGGAAGACUAUUCUGUAAAAACAACUUGUCAUCAGUAUUAAUACUUUUUAAGUGAGUUGAAAAUAAAUGAUUCUGCUCUGGUCCUUAAGCAGUAGCAGUCUUUCAGCAGUCCUUGUGCAAUCAAAAGCAUGAUUGUGAUGCUCAACAUCUGUCUGAUAAUUUCUACAUAUCUUUAUUAGUUGAAUUGUUUCAAUGUGUAUGAACUCAUACUAUGUGUGCCAUUAAUUUAUUAAUUUCCUUUGAAACUGCUAUGUAGGGAAAGAAGUUGGUAUUCUAGUCAAAUGAAAUGGACCAUGAAACUGCAGGAAUGCUUAUUUUGAUUUUGAAUGAUUGAAAUCGUGUACAUGAAAAAUAUUUCUCGGUAAAUGAAAAAAUUUGUUGAGCAACUUUCUUGGGCCUAGUAUUUUUCUUUUGUCUUCAAUGGUUAUAGCAAUUUCAAACUUACGACUUCAAACUUUCAAACUUCAAACUUUCAAUAGUUUUAGAGUAUUGGAUAAAAAAAAUGGAAAAAUCUGCAUUAAAAAUUUUGUGUGUGAAAAAUACCUCCCAGUGAAUAUGCAAUAUUCACAGUUUCGAUUUUGGUAAUAAUGUGAUUUACCGCAUUUUUCCCAAGAGUUUUCAAUUAUUUCAUGUUUUUUCCUCCCUUAAAAGUCUUUUAGAUGCUAGGUAGCAUUUUAAAUGGAAAUUCAGGUGUUGGAAGUACCAAAUUCUGUCUAUCUUAUUUAUUUUGUGUAGCUUUCAUUGUUUUAGUCUGUUACAUGUAUUUUAUUAAACCACCCACGUCAGGAAAGGUGAA
This is a messenger RNA of Bemisia tabaci, 2231 nucleotides long. RefSeq lists its product as uncharacterized. Lineage: Eukaryota; Metazoa; Arthropoda; Insecta; Hemiptera; Aleyrodidae. Gene Ontology annotation, molecular function: sequence-specific DNA binding. The record is from RefSeq and is a predicted model, not a curated record.